AUGUCUGUCCUCCGCAACAUCAAGAACCUUGCUCCCCUCCUUGACCGCGUCCUGGUCCAGCGUGUCAAGCCCGAGGCCAAGACUGCCUCCGGUAUCUUCCUCCCUGAGAGCAGCGUCAAGGAGCAGAACGAGGCCAAGGUCCUCGCUGUUGGCCCUGGUAUAUUCGACAAGGCUGGUAGCAGACUCCCCAUGAGCGUAGCUGCCGGUGACCACGUCUUGAUCCCUCAGUUCGGUGGAAGCUCCGUCAAGGUCGGCGAGGAAGAGUACACCCUCUUCCGUGACCAUGAGCUUCUUGCCAAGAUCAACAAGCAGUAA
This is a messenger RNA of Aspergillus wentii DTO 134E9, 315 nucleotides long. RefSeq names its product co-chaperone GroES family protein. Gene Ontology annotation, molecular function: ATP binding; protein folding chaperone; metal ion binding. NCBI's taxonomy places the organism in Eukaryota, Fungi, Ascomycota, Eurotiomycetes, Eurotiales, Aspergillaceae. Gene Ontology annotation, cellular component: mitochondrial matrix. The transcript is spliced from 4 exons. The coding region runs from base 1 to 315 and encodes 104 amino acids. The record is from RefSeq and is a predicted model, not a curated record.